Phytomonas sp. Hart1 is the source of this 1185-nucleotide messenger RNA. NCBI's taxonomy places the organism in Eukaryota, Euglenozoa, Kinetoplastea, Trypanosomatida, Trypanosomatidae. The record is from the annotation of a GenBank genome assembly.
AUGGAAUUCUGCCAAACCACACUCGCGAAUUACCUUUCACAACGACAGAGCGUGGAUCGGUUGGGAAAUCUGGUCAUCGCGCUGAAGCUGAUUUCAGGUCUGCGGUAUUUACACCGACGUGGCAUCCUGCAUCGUGAUAUUAAGCCGUCAAACGUCCUUUUGGACUUUCGCUGUCAGCAUGCAAACAUCGAUGGCAGUAGUAGUAGUAGCUUGGAUGCCGAAUCCGAUGCUGAAGACACGGAAGAAGUCUCAUCAGGUGCUGAUGCGUGCAAUCUAGGAAGGCGGAAUACUGUUUGGCGAGAAGAGGUUGAUGCUGCCAAUCAUACUACAGGGGCUCUUGUCCCUGCAAGGCAGAAAGCUGGCCUAAACUAUCUUUUGUACCCCAAUGGACUCUGGCAAGGCGCUAUACCUUCACCAACGGGAGAACAUCCAAACAUGCACACGAUAUUUCCAUUUAAAGCACCCUUUCAGGAUUCCUACCACGAGACAUCUCGCAUUCUGGCUAUCCAGACCGAUAUUAUUGAGCCUAGUUACGAUGAUGAAGCGAUUUCUUCACUCUUGAAUACCCCACAUAGUAAUGCCGAUGAGCUUAUAAUGCAGAACCGGCGGUAUCUUUCGGCUCCUCAGUCCACCAUCUCCUCCACCGUUAGCGUGGAUGCUUCCGUUAGUAUUGAACAAUCCUCCAUUAUGGAAGCUGAGGUGCGUAAAACAUUUAAAUGGUUGCAGCGGACACUAGUGCAGGUUCGACUGAGCGACUUUGGCCUUGCAAAGCUUGUUGAUCAUACCAGGUUUCGCACUAUGGAUACGCACUAUUUCGAUACUAUGGCUGUGAAUACUACAGGUGUGGGGUCGCCGCUUUAUUCCAGUCCCGAGCAGCUUCGUGGUGGGGCCUGCACGGCUGCCUCUGAUGCUUUCUCCUUAGGGAUAUUGUUCGCAGAGAUGUACAUCCUCCCUAAGACAACAGCGGAGCGCCUUGAUGUGCUUCGUAAUGUUCGAGAGGCUCUUUCUCCUAGUGACGAAAUGCUCUGCGCGUACCCCGAGCUUUCGGUAGUCCGAGAUCUUACGAGAAGUAAUUCUACCGAACGGCUUAGUUUAGUGAAGGCGCAUAAUCGAUUGCGGGAACAUCUUUACCAGCUUCUUGAGCAAUUGUACAAAACUCAUUUCUCUUUUAAACAAAAAGGUUGA